Molecule: messenger RNA, 1974 nt
Organism: Orycteropus afer afer
Lineage: Eukaryota; Metazoa; Chordata; Mammalia; Tubulidentata; Orycteropodidae
Gene: TCF3
Product: transcription factor 3
Exons: 18
Coding region: 1-1974 (657 amino acids)
Biological process (GO): regulation of transcription by RNA polymerase II; immunoglobulin V(D)J recombination
Cellular component (GO): transcription regulator complex
Molecular function (GO): DNA-binding transcription factor activity, RNA polymerase II-specific; protein dimerization activity; RNA polymerase II cis-regulatory region sequence-specific DNA binding
Source: RefSeq, a predicted model, not a curated record
AUGAACCAGCCCCCAAGGAUGGCACCCGUGGGCACAGACAAGGAGCUCAGCGACCUCCUGGACUUCAGCAUGAUGUUCCCUCUACCUGUGGCCAAUGGGAAGGGCCGGCCUGCCACCCUCGCCGGCAGCCAGUUUGCAAGCUCAGGUCUUGAGGAACGACCCAGCUCAGGCUCCUGGGGUGCCGGCGACCAGAACAGUUCCUCCUUUGACCCCAGCAGGACCUAUGGCGAAGGCACCCACUUCAGCGAGUCUCACAGCAGCCUCACUUCAUCCACAUUCCUGGGACCCAGCCUCGGGGGCAAAGUCAGUGAGCGGGCUGCGUAUGCCACCUUCGGGAGAGAUGCCGGCGUUGGUGGCUUAAGUCAGGCUGGCUUCCUGCCGAGUGAGUUGGCCCUCAGCAGCCCGGGGCCACUGUCCCCCUCAGGCGUAAAAGGGAGUACCCAGUACUACUCCUCCUACCCCAGCAACCCCCGGCGGAGAGCUGCAGACGGCAGCAGCCUGGAUGCGCAGCCCAAGAAGGUCCGGAAGGUUCCGCCAGGGCUCCCAUCCUCAGUGUACCCACCCAGCUCAGGUGAUGACUAUGGCAGAGACACCACCACCUACCCAGCUACCAAGACCCCCAGCAGCGCCUACCCUGCCCCCUUCUACAUGGCUGAUGGCAGCCUGCACCCCUCAGCCGAACUCUGGGCCCCCCCAGGCCAGGCGGGCUUCGGGCCCAUGCUAGGCGGGGGCUCGUCCCCCCUGCCCCUCCCACCUGGGAGUGGUGCCAGCUCCUCCGGCAGUGGUGGUGGCGCGUUUGGCGGCCUGCAGCAGCACGAGCGCAUGGGCUACCCGCUGCACGGAGCUGAGGUGAACGGCGGCCUGCCUGCUGUGUCCAGCUUCUCCUCGGCCCCUGGGGCUACCUACAGCAGCGUCACCAGCCACACACCCCCCGUCAGCGGGGCUGACAGCCUCCUGGGCUCCCGUGGGACCACAGCCGGCAGCUCCGGGGAUGCUCUCGGGAAGGCACUGGCCUCGAUCUACUCCCCGGAUCACUCAAGCAACAACUUUUCAUCCAGCCCUUCGACCCCCGUGGGCUCUCCGCAGGGCUUAGCAGGGAGUUCCCAGUGGCCCCGAGCGGGAGCCCCCGGUGCCUUGUCACCCAGCUAUGAUGGGGGUCUACAUGGCCUGCAGAGCAAGCUGGAGGACCACUUGGACGAGGCCAUCCACGUGCUGCGCAGCCAUGCCGUGGGCACAGCCAGUGACGUCCACGGGGUGCUGCCCAGCCCUGGUGCUCUGGCAUCAGGCUUCACUGGCCCCAUCAUGCCACUGGGCAGCCGGCACACCAGCCUGGUCGGAGGCGGUCACACGGAUGACGGCCUCUCGGGCAGUGCCAGCCUACUGCACAACCACGUGGCCCUCCCCAGCCAGCCCAGCACGCUCCCGGACCUCUCCCGGCCGCCGCCCGACUCCUACAGUGGCCUCGGGCGGACGGGCGUGGCCUCGGGCGCCGGGGAGAUCAAGCGGGAGGAGAAGGAGGACGAGGAGAACGCAUCUGUGGCCGACAACUCAGAGGAGGACAAGAAGGAGCUGAAGCCCUCGCGGACACGGACCAGCCCAGAGGAGGACGAGGACGACCUCCUCCCCCCCGAACAGAAGGCCGAGCGGGAGAAGGAGCGCCGUGUGGCCAAUAACGCGAGGGAGCGGCUGCGGGUGCGCGACAUCAAUGAGGCCUUUAAGGAGCUGGGUCGUAUGUGCCAGCUGCACCUCAACAGUGAGAAGCCCCAGACCAAACUGCUCAUCUUGCACCAGGCCGUGUCAGUCAUCCUGAACCUGGAGCAGCAAGUGCGAGAACGCAACCUGAACCCCAAAGCAGCCUGCCUGAAACGCCGAGAGGAAGAGAAGGUGUCUGGUGUGGUCGGGGACCCCCAGAUGGUGCUGUCGGCCGCCCACCCGGGCCUGAGUGAGGCCCACAACCCCGCUGGACACAUGUGA